Messenger RNA from Actinia tenebrosa (Australian red waratah sea anemone), 1778 nucleotides. RefSeq lists its product as uncharacterized. The record is from RefSeq and is a predicted model, not a curated record. NCBI's taxonomy places the organism in Eukaryota, Metazoa, Cnidaria, Anthozoa, Actiniaria, Actiniidae.
UAUUAUUUUUUUUUUUUUUAUUUUGAUUGCUAAAAAUUCAUCAUCAAAAGGAGAUGUUUUAAGGAAUUUAAGAUACCUCGUAUUUUGCGAGUUUAGGGAAAAUGUUUGGUAAAUUAGAUUUUAGUUUGUUUCGGAAAGAUUUUUUGUUUGUUUUUAAGUUACUAUCCUGUGUUUACGAGAGAGAAAUAAAUGGUCUGUUUUACACAUCAAAGAUUUUCAUAGUACUUUGACGGACUACUUCAACAACCAUGAAUGGCAAAAUUCAUAAACAAUUUAAAAGUGUCAAGACAACAGUGUCGAUUACUUUUAAUCAAUUAACCAAUGGAAAUCAUUCCGAAGCAACGCCRUUAAUUAAUCCCAUCAGUGCAUGUUAAUUGUCUAUAAACAAACAGUUCAAUUCAACACAGACUAUGAAGUAAUCACCAACAUUUAUUACGGUUUUCAAAGUUCCACAGUAGUAUUCUUAAGGUUUUUUUUCAUUGAAGAGAUAAGAUUGAAUGAGUUUUAGAGGAUAGUAUUUCUCUAGAGGAUAAGACAWCGAAUGGAGUUGUCUUCAGUUUUGAGUAGCAACCAAGAACUAGAGCAARCAAAGGCUUACGAACUUUUUGAGAAGGACGCCUUGGGUCGUAUUUUGACUGAAGUAUUYGAGGACAAUGUAGAGUUGUUUGGAGUCCCUGAGCGAUGCACCUCGAGGAACUUUGAAUUAUUUUCGGUUUUUAUCAAGAAGAAUCGAAAUCAGUUUUCCUACGUUGGACACUUGGGGAAAGAUGGCGGGGUAUUGCGUGACAAGAACAUGACUAUUGGAGCGAUUUUACGACCUCAUUUACAUCGCAGCAUAAAACAAAAUGUUGAUCAAUACCUAACUGAGUUAAAACAUCCAUUUACCCAACGAGUAACUGAGUUUACGUCACGAAAAUUAGCACAAAGACCCGAGGGAAAGUGCUUCAGUUGGUUAGACAUGGGACAGGCUCAACUAUUUUACGUGGAUGCGGUCAAACUGUCUGCAAAACUUGAACAGUGUACUAUAAACAUUACACGACCUUGCCUAGAAGGUGCAGGGUAUUUGUACAUCGUACACAAGAAUUGUCAAUCAGAAAAACUCCAUUAUUACAGUUCCGUGCUGUAUAAAUGCAGUUCAUGGCACGGCAAAGACACAACARCCAUUGAGAACCAGAUAAAAAAUGCUACUAAGUCGAGCAUGAGUGGACCUUGCGUCUUCCUCGAUGGCAAUGCUCCAAGAGCAUUCAGCUUCUGUAAGGUCCCUGUAUCCAAGGAUGGAAUCCUUGGAGCUCCUGAUUUCGACGUCAAGUUAGUGACAACGAAUCCUUUUGAACAAAGCAAGGACGAGUUUUUGUUCUUUGCAGAAGAACUUGAUUUUGAGUUCACCUCCUGGCUGAUAUCCAGAUUAAAGGGAAUGAGAACAAAGGAAAUAUGGCAGCCAGCGAUAAAACAACUCUUCACGUCUCUCCACAACGAGGAACGGUGCACAGCUUUGAGAUUCCUCCUCGGAGUCGUUCGGAAAUUCCAGACAGAAGAAGAACAAGUGGUCCAAAUGGUUGAUUUAUCCUUCGUCAUUACAAAAAUUCCCGAGUGUCUACAGCCCUAUCCCUCAAUCCUGUCCAGGGUCCUCAGGGGAGCUGGGAUUGUCUUGACAGAACCGUCUGCCGCUCAGGAUUCAGACGACGAGGACUGUCCUGAACCCCAGAUUGUCUUCAGACCAGCAAAUUGUCAAGAAAACUUAAAGAUCAUGGAGUAUCUUUUAACUUUACUCGUGAAAG